AUGUGGGAAAGAGCUCUCUCUCUUCCCCGCAAACUCGUCCGAGCAACCGUCCGGCUCCUAGAGCUGUUCCGAUUGCUUGCGAGGUUCCUUUGUUGCGGUCUAUUGUCAAUUUUGGCGAUCAACUUACAGAAUCAACGGAAUGGAAGGUCUUGGGUGAACGCUGAUCCUCUGCUUGUCCCGGGUGGAGUCUCACAUCCUAUGCCCGGCCGGCGACCUGGAGAUAGAGUGAUGGGGGAGAGACUCAGACAGUGUCCCGAUUGGAAGGCCCUGAAACGCAAGGCAGGUCCUCACCUAGUCCAUGAUUUUGAACCCGUUGUCUCGAAAAGAUUGAGAAUGUUAAAGUCAAUGACAUGGCGAUUCCGGCUGCCGUCGUCGAUAGAGCUGGAGAAUGAUGAAGGGCUAGUUCCCACUUCUCUGCUCCACAAUACUUCAGGCAUGGAAAAGGCGCCACUAGUGAUCAACGUGGUGCUGCCAUGCCCUCUGCUCCGAUCCCAUUAUGGGACGAGUGUUGUUACUCGGAGGGUAAGGGUGGAAUUUCCAGUGCAAUUUCCCCAGCCCAGGCCAACGGCAAAAUGCCAACCGGAUAUUGGAAUGAGUGUUCUUGCCCAGAGGGUAAGGGUGGAAUUGCCAGUGCAGUUUCCCCAGCCGUGGCCGGCGGCGGCAUACCGACUGGAUAUUUCGCUGGGAAGUAUCCUAACUAGGAUAACAAACGAAGUAAACCUAUCUCUUCGUAUCCCGGAUUUGGUGGCAGACGUUGGGUUUGGAUUAUCCCGCCGUAUCAUUAAAUGGUGGGGACAAUCUCUGCGUCCUUCCCUGAACCUUCUCUGUAGACCUCGUGUUCUACUAGGACACGUCUUACCAAUGGGAGAACCUGGUACAACAUUCUAUUUAAUCACAGGCCAAUCCUUGACUAUUCUUCACCAUCACAAACGGCGAGAAUUGUUCCAGGACGUGGCAGAUAGUGCAUAA
Molecule: messenger RNA, 969 nt
Organism: Linum trigynum
Lineage: Eukaryota; Viridiplantae; Streptophyta; Magnoliopsida; Malpighiales; Linaceae
Source: the annotation of a GenBank genome assembly